Molecule: messenger RNA, 2323 nt
Organism: Mercurialis annua (annual mercury)
Lineage: Eukaryota; Viridiplantae; Streptophyta; Magnoliopsida; Malpighiales; Euphorbiaceae
Product: ferric reduction oxidase 2-like
Exons: 8
Coding region: 72-2192 (706 amino acids)
Cellular component (GO): plasma membrane
Molecular function (GO): oxidoreductase activity
Source: RefSeq, a predicted model, not a curated record
UAUAUACACAUUAAUUAUAUGCAUAUACAGAUUCUCUCAGAGCUUUUAAUUUGUGUGUAUCAGUGAGAAAAAUGGAAUCAGUGAUGAGGACAGGGAUAAAGAUGGCAGUGGUGACUGUGUUAUUGGGUUCUGCAGUUUUGUGGGUUAUACAGCCUACUGAUAGAUACAGAUACAUUUGGUUAACUAGUAUUCAAAUGCAUGUUAACUCUACCUUCUUUGGAGGACAACAAGGUGCAAUUCUUUUAGUGUACUUCUUUCCGGUUCUCUUUGUUGCUGUCUUGGGCUGCGUCUAUGUCCACCUUGGCAAGACUUCCAAUCAAAACAAUUUUGAAAAAAGCAAUGGCAAAAAGCAUGUUUUAGCCACAUUGAAGAAACCAAUGAUCGUAAAAGGCCCUCUAGGAAUUGUUUCAGGCACAGAAGUGUUUUUCUUGCUGAUGUUCGUUGCACUAUUAAGUUGGUCUUUGUAUACUUAUUUGCACAAGCACUUUGUUACCAUCACUCCUCAGUCAGCUGCAAUGACUGGCCAAACAGUAUGGCAAGACAAAUUUGGGAUAUCAGUCAUUGUUCUAGCUUUGAUGGGGAAUAUAUGUUUGACGUUUCUGUUUUUUCCGGUGGCUCGCGGCUCAUCGGUUCUGCCAUUAUUUGGGUUGACCUCUGAAGGUAGUAUUAAGUAUCAUAUAUGGCUUGGUCACUUGGUUAUGAUAUUCUUCACUACUCAUGGAGUUGGUUAUAUCAUCUAUUGGGCUGUUAUGCAUCAGAGUUCUGAGAUGUUGAAAUGGGCGAAAGCUGAUUACUCAAAUGUGGCCGGAGAAAUAUCAUUACUGGCCGGACUAUGCCUAUGGAUUGCAACAAUCCCUCGCAUUAGAAGAAAGAUGUUUGAGCUCUUUUUUUACGCUCAUCAUCUCUACAUCGUCUUCAUUUUUUUCUUUUUACUCCAUGUCCCCAUUAAUUUCACUUGUAUUAUGCUUCCCGGUUUUUAUCUCUUCUUGAUUGAUCGCUACCUAAGGUUCCUUCAAUCAAGAACCAAUGUUCGCUUAGUUUCCGCUCGCAUUUUGCCCUGCGAGACUUCCGAACUCAACUUCUCGAAAAACCCUAGUUUGAGUUAUAGUCCGACGAGCAUUAUGUUUGUGAAUGUCCCGAGCAUUUCGAAGCUGCAAUGGCAUCCUUUCACAAUUACUUCAAGCAGUAACUUAGAACCUGAGAAAUUGAGUGUUAUGAUUAGAGGUGAAGGAACUUGGUCCAAGAAACUACACCAAUUGCUUUCAUCACCUUCCUCAAUCGACCGUCUUCAAGUUUCCGUUGAAGGACCUUAUGGACCUGCUUCAACUCACUUUCUAAGGCACGACACUCUUGUGAUGGUGAGCGGAGGCAGCGGCAUUACGCCUUUUGUUUCGAUAACUCGAGAUAUCAUCCACGCAAGCACACUGCAGAAUUGCAAGACUCCAAAAAUACACCUAAUUUGCUCAUUUAAGAACUCUUCAGAUCUCACUAUGCUAGACCUUUUACUUCCAAUGUCAGGCAUACCAUCCUCAUUUCCCAAUCUGCAGCUUAAAAUCGACGCUUACGUAACCAGAGAAAAAGAACCGGCCGCUAUCGAUAACUCGAAACUGAUUCGAGCUGUAUGGUUCAAACCCCACCAAACAGACGCACCCAUUUCAGCUAUAUUAGGCCCCAAUAGUUGGCUCUGGCUUGCUGCUAUAAUCUCAUCAUCUUUCAUAAUUUUCCUCAUCAUAAUUGGCCUCAUUACUCGCUACUACAUUUAUCCAAUUGAUCACAACACAAACAAAAUUUUCUCGUACUCUUUUAGAUCUUUUUUGAAUAUAAUAGUAAUUUGUGUAUCUAUAGUAGUAACGGCUAGUGCAGCUGUUUUAUGGAAUAAGAAACAAAAUGCAAGAGGUGCAAUUCAGGUUCAGAACAUUGAAGGGCCAACACCAACUGGAUCACCAGUACCAUGGUCCUAUAAUGGUGGUGACAGAGAAAUGGAAAGCCUCCCUCAUCAAUCUAUUUUAGACAAUACUGUUGUGCAUUAUGGUGAAAGACCUGAUCUCAAGAGAAUGCUAUUUGAGUGUAAGGGAGCAAGUGUGGGAGUACUUGUUUGUGGACCAAAAAAGAUGAGGCAUGAAGCUGCAGCAAUAUGUUCGGCAGGAUUAGCAGAUAAUUUGCACUUUGAGUCCAUCAGUUUUAGUUGGUGAUGAUUAAGUCUUCUGUUUUUUAUGUUUUGGGUGUUGACCUUGUAAGAAAAGAGACUAUUUUGAGUUGGUUUUGCAUCUAAGUGUUAUUAUGUUUUUCACUAAAAAGUUAUUACACUAUUAGAUUUCUGGUA